GGCCGGUGAUUUAUAAUGAGAGGCAAAAAUAAUGCGGAGUCACGUCACGUGUCGACGAAGACGGGAAAAUAGAUGUGGCGGAGGGCUGGGGUGAAAUUUGAGCACCAAUCUGACAGUUGCUGGGCUCUGUAUACAUACCGUAACUUGACGGAUAAAAUUUCUGGAACAGCGGAUUCUGCGAGGGUCUCGUCCAAUAAUUCAUUAUAGGUCGUUCUCAAGAAUAUGAAGGAAGGCGCGAAUCCGUUCUUAGAAGGACUUCAAUUACCACUCCACAUUCCAAUACGCGAUAAUCAUGCCGAGGCUGCUGCAACGUUGAUCGAUCAAGGAGUACCGUUAAGUCAACAUAUGUUUCUCCAUGCGACACGGCUCAAGUCUUAUGUGAUUCUUAAAGCAUUCAUCCAUAGAGGUUGGGAUAUCAACGCAUGCCUCGAUUACUGGACACCUCCAGCUCUUGCCUUUGCUUUGGAUGACGAGACUAGUGUGAAUUGGUUUUUGGAGAAUGGCGCUAACCCUGACGCGCAAUGCGACAGCGGCUGUACACCAUUGUCAAUGGCAGUCAAAGUGGCGCCAAUGGAGACCAUCAAACUCCUACUAAGCCGCGGUGGCACUAUUAAACAUGGCUGGCUGCUGCACUACGUUGCGAUGCGAGAGUUGGCGGAUUGCCUUGAGGUUCUGGAUCAUCUCCUUGGGCGGGGUCUUCUUGUGAACAACGUGAUGUACAGAGCCUUGGGCACUGGUACAGGAUCAGCCUUACAUUUCGCCGCUGGGAGGGGACAGUUAGAUAUAGUGAAGCGUCUUGUUGAAAAGGGUGCCGAUCCACUAGUUAGGGAUCCAACUGGACAACUGGCGAUCCACUGGGCACAAAACCGUGACUACGAAUCAGUUGUUGACUUUCUUCGACCACUCUCCAUAUUUGGUUAACAUAUGAUGGUAUCGUUGAUGUCAACAACCAACGUAAAGUUCUAACGCCAGUAGCGCUUGGAAACAAUAAUGAGAUUCAUGAAAU
Messenger RNA from Aspergillus pseudonomiae, 1006 nucleotides. RefSeq names its product ankyrin repeat domain-containing protein. The record is from RefSeq and is a predicted model, not a curated record. The transcript is spliced from 3 exons. The coding region runs from base 223 to 921 and encodes 232 amino acids. Gene Ontology annotation, molecular function: protein binding. NCBI's taxonomy places the organism in Eukaryota, Fungi, Ascomycota, Eurotiomycetes, Eurotiales, Aspergillaceae.